Molecule: messenger RNA, 624 nt
Organism: Cryptomeria japonica (Japanese cedar)
Lineage: Eukaryota; Viridiplantae; Streptophyta; Pinopsida; Cupressales; Cupressaceae
Exons: 1
Coding region: 1-624 (207 amino acids)
Source: RefSeq, a predicted model, not a curated record
AUGUCGAGUUUGAUGGGCAUGAAAAUGAGCGCACUGCUUGUCGUUCUACUGUUUCUGUUUACUGUCCAUGUCUCCGCUCGAUAUCACCCCCAAGAUCCUGCGAAAAACAAUAAUGUUUUUAUAAGUAUGGAGCAAUUAGAUAACUGUGCAAACUGCAAGGGCAACGGUGAAGACCCAAGACCCUGCUGUUCGUCACCCUCGAAUAAGGCUGUUUUCUCACAACAGCUAGAUGACUGUCCGAAUUGUGAAAGCAAUGGUAGAGACCCAAGACCCUGCUGCCACCGCUCCAACAAGGUUGCUGGCAAAACCAAUAAUGUUCUUGCAGGCAUGGAGCAGUUAGCUGACUGUGCAAACUGCAAGGGUAACGGUGAAGACCCAAGACCCUGCUGUUCGUCACCCUCGAAUAAGGCUGUUUUCUCACAACAGCUAGAUGACUGUCCGGAUUGUGAAAGCAAUGGUAAGGACCCAAGACCGUGCUGCCACCCCUCCAAUAAGGUUGCUGGGAAAACCAAUAAUGUUCUUGCAGGCAUGGAGCAGUUAGCAGGCUGUGCGAACUGUGAGGGCAAUGGUGAAGACCCCAGACCCUGCUGCCACGCCUCCAACAAGGCUAUUUUCUCCGGAUAA